This is a messenger RNA of Paramecium sonneborni, 453 nucleotides long. The record is from the annotation of a GenBank genome assembly. NCBI's taxonomy places the organism in Eukaryota, Ciliophora, Oligohymenophorea, Peniculida, Parameciidae.
AUUUAUUAUACAAAAAUGUUGUAAAAAUGCAUUCAAUUAGCUAAAUCAGCUCAAUUUUCAUAAAUGGUUAAAUCUUACACAAGUUUAUCUCAACAUAAAUGGUUAGACUAUGAUUAAACUCAUAAAGUACUUAAAUAAAUUUAAAUAUAAGAAAUCUCUCUAAACUCAUAAAAGCAGAGCAGAAGAAUUUAUACAUAAGAUACCUGUAAUCGAGGUGGAUUCUGAUAUUGUUAGAUGUUUGGUAAUUAUAAAAAAAUUAUAAAUGAUAAGGGAGGAACUCAUAUUAAUGCAGGACAUCCUUAAGUGUAUAUAAAAUUAGAUACAAGAACAGAAGGUACUCCUCAGACAUGCAAAUAUUGCGGAUUAUCAUAUGUCAAAAAGAUGGGUCAUGAAUCACAUCAUCAUUGAGGAAUAAUAAUAACAUUAUAAUAAUUAAUAAAUAUAAUAUAUGAG